This is a messenger RNA of Misgurnus anguillicaudatus (oriental weatherfish), 3090 nucleotides long. It is a transcript of the gene fhdc3, whose product is annotated as FH2 domain containing 3. NCBI's taxonomy places the organism in Eukaryota, Metazoa, Chordata, Actinopteri, Cypriniformes, Cobitidae. The record is from RefSeq and is a predicted model, not a curated record.
AAGGUGCGCGUGUGAGGGGGCGUGGCUACUCUCUUCCAUUAAAGUGCUCGUGCUUGAGGUUGGUGGCGUUUGACACUUUCGACGAUCGCUUUCUUCAAAUAAUGUGAGAAAAACCCUGAAAUAAGUUAGCGUCGUUUUGUUUACUGGACUUUAGCCAGGGUUUGAAGCCAUUGGACAUACAGACUGCACCUGCCAAUGGAUGGAGUUCAAGUUGUACCCACGGCAACUCUUCCUCCUGAUAUCUCCAGAUCCUUUCAAAAUGAGACCUCACCCUUCAGGCAUAACACACAGCCCCAUCUUCUGGGCCCACCUCCACUGGCCCUACUGCCACCCCCACCUCCACCACCUCCAAUGGCCCUACUGCCACCCCCACCACCUCCACCACCCCCACCCCCUUCACCUAUGGGAGACCCCUUCACACGGUCUGUCCACCAGCGCUCUAAAAUGCGUAACUUCAACUGGGAUGCCAUCCCCAGGCACAGCGUUCUGGGUAAGCGUAAUGUGUGGACGGCCCAGCGCAACCUCGAAGACUUUGAGCUGGACACUAAACGAAUGGAGGAGCUUUUCAGCCACAGUGAGCACCACGGUGUGGUUCGGAAGGGUGGGACAGUCCGAAAAAGUGUGUGGGGUCUUUCGCAAACUAUUACAGAAUCCGAGAACGUUUCAAUUCUCAACUCCAAGAAAAGUAUGAAUAUAGGGAUUUUGCUUAAACAGUUUAAAAGGCCGGCGAAUGACAUCGUGGAGGCCAUCAGGCAUGGUAAUCUGUGCUUUGCUUCUGGUAAACUAAGGGAGCUCAGCAAGCUGUUGCCUGAAGACAUUGAGUCAAAGAAGCUGAUGUCGUUCGAUGGAGAUUUAUCUCUGUUAAAUGAGGCCGACCGUUUCAUGGUGAUGCUGGUUCAGGUGCCGGGGUAUAAAGUGAGAUUAAAGAGCCUGCGGCUCAGAGAGGAGUUUUUUCCUUUUAUUGAGGAGAUCAAACACUCAAUUGCCGUCAUGACAACAGCUGCCAAUGAACUUCUGGCAUGUGAUGACUUGCAUUCAAUCAUCAGACUGGUGCUGAAGGCUGGCAACUACAUGAAUGCUGGUGGCUAUGCAGGCAGUGCUAUCGGCUUCAGGAUGACAUCGUUGCUUAAACUGGUAGACACCAAAGCUAAUAAACCUGGCAUGAACCUUAUGCACUACGUGUGUAUGCAAGCCCAACAGAUAGAUGAAGUUUUGCUGCGUUUCCCCGAACAGCUUCAACACAUCGGGAUUGCUGCAAGAAUCCAAAAACAGGAGGUGGAGACGGACUUGCAAAGGGAGCUGGAGAAAAUUAGGCAAGCAAAAACGGAUGCCAGUAAACAGCCAGAUCUCCAACAUCAGAUGGAAGCAUUUCUUCGAAUGGCCGAUAUGCGGCUUGCAGAUGUGGAGGCUUCCCUCCAGGAACUUGACGCCCUCAGUAAAUCUGUGGCUGAGUAUUUCUGCGAAGACCCGGCCACAUUUAAACUGGAGGAGUGUUGCUCCAUCUUUCAUUCCUUCUGUGAGAGGUUUGAGAGAGCUACACAGGAGAACCGUGAUCGAGAGGCUGCCGAGACGCGCAAGCAACAGCAGAGAGAACGAGAGGUGCUGAGCAGAUGGCCAAAGCGCAGAUCCAUUGGCACAUGCUCAGAACGGGAUGUGACAGAUGAUGCCACGGCUCUAGAAUCCGUCCUGACAAGUUUUCUCAGCCAACGCGCUUCUCGAAGGAGGCCCGGCGGACCCUUGCCUGUCACUGCCAGCGCCAUGAAAUUAAAUAAAAACAACAGCCCUCAGGUUGAGGAGCGUGAGGGCAGGGAGGAUCCGGACAGCCCUGCUGAGGCCAAAGACGACCAAACAAAUAUCAUUGACUCGGGAAGCUCAGUGGUACGAGAACCAGAAGAUGGCUUCCAAAAAGAGUUGCAGCCGGUUGCACCCUGCGUUAAUGAUGCUCAGCGUGAGCGCGCUGCGUCAAAGAGGGGACACUGCAUUGUUGAUGAACUCAUAUGUGAAGGCAGUGACUCCAAAGAGGAUGCCGGUAGCAACACCUUAACCAGACAAGCUGGGGAGACAGAAAAAGAAGGGGUGAAGGAGAAUGAAGAUGUGGAUAAAAUAGAGGAAAAAGAGGAGGCGGAUAAAAUGCCUGAGCUCACCGGUAAAGUCUUACGCUUUCAGGAUUGCAUUGCAGGCCUGAAUGGAAACGCUACACCCGAUCGUUUCCGAUCUCACAGCGUGUGCACCUCCACCCCUCAGCAAAGGGAUGUAAGAGCGGUGGAUCUGUCUUUGCAGAAUGGGUUGGGAGGUCUAGGUUCACCGUGGACCAUUCUCAGCCCCCGCAUCUCUCCACGUAACACACCCCACCGCAGGCACUCUUUUAACCUCUCAAGGGUUGACAUCCUCGAUGAUGGAGUUUGGGCAUUACCUGACACACCUGUACGCAGUAAACCCCAACACUUGACGCACUUUGGCAAGGUUUGCACGGAAGAAAACCUGUUGAGGCACAAUGCAGGAUUGGGAGCAUUGCCAGACUCUGCUUUAGAGCGAGCACAAGGGACGUUUGGGAGGUCUGUCUCGCUUUCCGAUAAUGAGUCGGCACCCAACUUCAAACUUGGACAGAUUUUUCAGCGACGCACAGGACAGGGGCAGGACCUUCCUUUAGAUAAGAGACCAGAACCAUCAGCACUCGUAACUUUCUUUCGACGAUUCGGGGAGAGAAACAGGGCAGGAACAUUCAGCUAAAAGAAAGCAUUUCCCAUGCUCUAGUUUUAACCGGGUUUAACUUUUACAGAUUUGGGAAAUUUUAUUUUCUUAACAGUGACCUGCCAUUGCAAAUACCUCACACAAAGGAUUUCACGGAUGAAGACAAAUGGGAACUUGUAACAGUCAGGAUGUCUUUUGUGCUCUUAUGCAAGGUUACAUGAUUGUGGGCGAGUGUUGUCAUUUUAUAGAUUUUUUAUAUGAUGACUCCAGCAUUGUUAUUUCUAACAGGCUGUUUUAUUUUCAGCGACUUGACUUUCAGGAACUGAACAUUUUAUUUUGUUUGUUGUCUUUAAAGUUUGUCUUAUGUUUAUGUAAUAAAAUGUGGAUUCCACCUUACAA